This is a messenger RNA of Leishmania mexicana MHOM/GT/2001/U1103, 1974 nucleotides long. RefSeq lists its product as hypothetical. The transcript has a single exon. Lineage: Eukaryota; Euglenozoa; Kinetoplastea; Trypanosomatida; Trypanosomatidae. Gene Ontology annotation, molecular function: ATP binding; nucleic acid binding. The record is from RefSeq and is a predicted model, not a curated record. The coding region runs from base 1 to 1974 and encodes 657 amino acids. Gene Ontology annotation, cellular component: nucleolus.
AUGUUGCUCACCGCCCUCACUGCAAAGCGUGUUCGGCGCACAUGGGAGCCGGAGGAGAAGACGUGGCACGACGAUGCGCUGGAGCUACCGUGGGAGGAUGUUCGACCGGAACUGCACAAGGCAUCCAUCUUCGCCUUGAAAAAUGUCUUCUUCUUUUCCCAUGCCACUCCCGUGCAAGCACUCGCGCUGCGUGCCCUCACUCAACCAGGUGCAAGCGCUGUUGUCGAGGCGCCAACGGGAAGUGGUAAGACCCUCGCGUUUCUUCUCCCCAUCAUGGAGCGGUGCGUGCGAUCCUGCGAAGCAUAUGUAGCGUCGCAUCAGCGACCACCCCUGUUUCGUCACGUGCUCGGCGUCAUCUUCUCGCCGUCGCGCACGCUGGCUGAGCAGACAUUCGUGGUCGGCCGCAGCCUGGCGGCUCGCUACCCCUUCAACAUCCAGUUCGUCCUCUGCGACGGCGUUGUGCAGAAGCCAGCGGCAGUACUGCAGCACCUCCAGCGCGGGGCCCGUGGUGCGGGCACUAUCCUCGUGACGACUCCGAAGGACUUUGACGAGCUGCUCCCGCUGCUGGAGGAGGCGCAGAAAGCGACACUCAGCCCGUCCAGUGAUGACAUGGCGGACUUGCUGGCGCAGCAAGACGAGGCAACGCGGCAACGUUACCUUGCUCGCAGAACGCAAGCAAACACCGAUGCAGAGAUGGGCAGUGUCUCUCGUGAUAGUGUACGCUUCCACUCCACAAUGGAAGCGCGGUUCGUUGUCGUCCUUGACGAGGCAGACCUGCUCUACAACUCCCCCGACAUGCGCAACACGGUGCAGCAGUUCGUGGCUGCCUAUGGACGUACCCAUGACCCUGUGAGCCCAUCACCGCGCCGCCGCAAGUCAGCCGCGAAGAAGCGGCCGGUGCGGGUGAAUGAGACCGGGCAAGCCGGCGCACGGCUGUGGAUGGACUUCGCGUUUGUCGGCGCCACUGUCGCCACCUCGCCUUUGCUCAAGGUUUAUGCUGAGAAGGUGUGCGCGAACUGUGGCAGUACCUUGCACACGCUGGCGCUGCGGUCCAACGACGACUUUGUCUCACAGCUGACCAACCGCUUUGUCGUAUGCGACGCCGCGAACUUUCUGCCGUAUUUUGUCCAGCUCAUGAACCUGCACGCGUCGAAGAAGCACUUUGUCUUCUUCAACAACUUUCGUGUUCUUCUGUUCGUGCAGCGGCUUUUCUCUGUCCUGUGCCAGGGCACACGCCCCCUCCUGUACAUACCAAAGGUGUUUGUGAUGUACGAGGGCAUGACGGAAAGUGCCCGCAUCGAUCAGUACAACCAGUUUCUGACCCACGUGAGUCGCAGCAAUGCGGCCCGCAAGCCGAAGAAAGCCCUCUCAGACGCAGAGAAGAAGAACCAGGUCUUCACGAGCGGCUGGAAGCGCGACGGCACCGUGAACAUGGGCACGGGGGCCAUUCUCCUCUGCACCGAUGUUGCCGCCUUUGGGCUCGAUGUGCGGGAUGUCGACUAUGUAUACCACUUUGAGCCACCGGCCACUGUGCAGUCGUACAUCCAUCGCGUUGGCCGCGUGGGUCGUAUGGGCAUGAAGGGAAGCAGCAUUCUGCUCCUUCCCUGCAACGCCGACUCGAUGCAGAUGCAGUCUGCCCGCGAGCGCAAGAUGGACAGCGCACGCUUCCACACCGUCACUAACACCAAAAAACCCACGGCACAGCUCCAAGCGCCCUGCAUUAGCGCGGACUCGCUCCCAGAAGAGCGUCGUGCCUAUCUGGCGGAGCUCGGCAAGCACAGCGCGCUGGAAGAGUAUAUCAUCCCGCCCUUCGCCCCUAUUACCUCCACCCUCCGGAAUUACAUCACGCAGGAUGACAAGAUUCUAAAGCUUGCAAAGCGCGCCGCAAUAUCCAUGUGUGAGGCGCCGGAGGGCGAGGAGGAAAAGGCGUGGUUCCACCCACGCCUCGCGGUGCGUGCACUUCUUUUGGAUUAG